Molecule: messenger RNA, 1293 nt
Organism: Trifolium pratense (red clover)
Lineage: Eukaryota; Viridiplantae; Streptophyta; Magnoliopsida; Fabales; Fabaceae
Product: aspartic proteinase CDR1-like
Exons: 1
Coding region: 1-1293 (430 amino acids)
Biological process (GO): proteolysis
Cellular component (GO): extracellular region
Molecular function (GO): aspartic-type endopeptidase activity
Source: RefSeq, a predicted model, not a curated record
AUGAGUAAACAUUCCUUUCUUACCCUUCUUUUCUUUUCCCUUUAUUUCAUUAUUUCUUUUUCUCAUGCACUAAACAAUAGUUUUAGUGUUGAGCUUAUCCACCGUGACUCUCCAAAAUCACCUCUAUACCAACCAACACAAAACAAAUACCAACAUCUUGUCAAUUCUGCACGUCGUUCCAUCAAUCGUGCCAAUCAUUUCUAUAAAAAUUCCCUCACUAAUACACCUCAAUCAGAUGUAAUCCAUGAAAGCGGUGAGUAUUUGAUGACUUAUUCAGUUGGUACUCCACCGUUCAAUAUAUAUGGUAUUAUUGAUACAGGUAGUGACAUUGUUUGGCUUCAAUGCGAGCCUUGUGAACAAUGUUACAAUCAAACCACUCCUAUAUUUAAUCCUUCAAAAUCGUCAAGUUACAAAAAUAUUCCUUGCUCUUCUGACUUAUGCCAAUCUGUGAGAAGCAGCUCUUGUAAAGACCAAAAUAUUUGUGAAUAUACUAUUAAAUAUGGUGAUCAUUCUCAUUCACAAGGAGAUCUUAGUAUUGAGACUCUUACAUUGGAUUCCACCACUGGUCAUUCUGUUGCAUUUCCCAAAACUACUAUAGGAUGUGGACACAGUAAUACAGGGACGUUUCACGGAGCAGCCUCUGGUAUAGUUGGUCUAGGACUUGGACCAGCGUCUCUUACAACACAACUGAAGUCUUCAAUUGGUGGUAAAUUCUCUUAUUGUUUGCUGCCAUAUUCAGAUGAGUCAAACAGGACGAGCAAACUCAAUUUUGGAGAAGCCGCUGUUGUUUCUGGUAAUGGUGUUUCGUCGACUCCUUUAGUAAAAAAGGACCCUCCAAUUUUUUACUAUUUGACAUUGGAAGCAUUUAGUGUGGAAAACGAUAGAGUAUUAUUUUCAGAGGGUAGUGGUGAUGAGGGUAACAUCAUAAUUGAUUCAGGUACAACAUUGACGCUUUUACCCGAUUAUGUUUAUACAAAUUUGGAAUCAGCUGUGGUAGAAAAAGUGAAACUAGACCGUGUUGAUGAUCCUAAUCAAAUAUUCAGCCUUUGUUAUAGCAUCACAUCAGAUGAUUAUGAUUUUCCUCUAAUCACAGCACAUUUUAAAGGCGCAGAUGUGCAGUUGCAUUCUACUAGUACCUUUGUUAAAGUAGCUGAUGGCAUUGUUUGCUUUGCUUUUCAGUCAUCUGAAAUUGGUCCAAUCUUUGGGAACUUAGCUCAACAGAAUUUGUUGGUUGGUUAUGAUAUUCAACAAAAUAUCGUGUCGUUUAAGGCUACAGAUUGUACCAAGCUGUAA